Puma concolor (puma) is the source of this 981-nucleotide messenger RNA. The record is from RefSeq and is a predicted model, not a curated record. Lineage: Eukaryota; Metazoa; Chordata; Mammalia; Carnivora; Felidae.
AUGUUCCGGUGUGGAAGCCUGGCAGCGGGUGCCUUCAAGCAGAAGCUGACGCCCUUGGUGCGGACAGUGUGCGUCCGAGGCCCGAGGCAGCGGAACCGGCUCCCAGCUCGAGCUUUGGGUACAGAAGUAAUUCAACUCUUCCCUGAGAAAGGAAACAUGGGAAAGAUCCUCCCUGAAUACCUCAGCAACUGGACCAUGGAAAAAGUCAGACGAGAGGGGGUUAAGGUGCUUCCCAAUGCUAUUGUGCAGUCAGUUGGAGUCAGCGGUGGCAAGUUACUCAUCAAGUUGAAAGACGGCAGGAAGGUAGAAACUGACCACAUAGUGGCAGCUGUGGGCCUGGAGCCCAAUGUUGAGUUGGCCAAGACUGGUGGACUAGAGAUAGACUCUGAUUUUGGUGGCUUCCGGGUAAAUGCAGAGCUCCAAGCACGCUCUAACAUCUGGGUGGCAGGAGAUGCCGCAUGCUUCUAUGAUAUAAAGUUGGGUAGGAGGCGGGUAGAGCACCAUGAUCAUGCUGUUGUGAGUGGAAGAUUGGCCGGAGAAAAUAUGACUGGAGCUGCUAAGCCAUACUGGCAUCAGUCAAUGUUCUGGAGUGAUUUGGGCCCCGAUGUUGGCUACGAAGCUAUUGGUCUUGUGGACAGUAGUUUGCCCACAGUUGGUGUGUUUGCAAAAGCAACUGCACAAGACAACCCAAAAUCUGCCACAGAGCAGUCAGGGACUGGUAUCCGAUCGGAGAGUGAGACAGAGUCUGAGGCCUCAGAAAUCGCUGUUCCUGCCGGCAGUCCCACAGUCCCCCAGGCCCCAGCUGAAGGGGAGGACUACGGCAAAGGUGUCAUCUUCUACCUCAGGGACAAAGUAGUGGUGGGGAUCGUGCUGUGGAACAUCUUCAACCGAAUGCCAAUAGCAAGGAAGAUCAUUAAGGACGGUGAGCAACACGAAGAUCUCAAUGAAGUAGCCAAACUGUUCAACAUUCAUGAAGACUGA